CCAGGAAUCUAUUGGCUGGCUGGCAACUGAUGUGGGGCCCAGAGCCUAACGCGCAGAGAGAGAUAGAGACGCGCAUCGAAACGAUUCAACUCUACUAACUACAGCUUGGCCAGUUCGAAAGACCCGCGUGGACUCUGCACCCAACAAAACUUCCCUUUCUCGUCUUUCCCCUCCCAUUCCCCAUAGCUCUCUCUCGUCUCUUCGCCAUGGGAACUCCGCUUUUGUUCCUCCUCGCCUUCUCUUUCUCCUUCUUCUCCGCCCUCUCUCUCUCACCUUUCUCCCCCGUCGACAACCAUCUCAUCAAUUGCGGCUCCGCCGUCGACGCCGCCGUCGACGGCCGCCGUUUCGUCUCCGAUUUCCACUCCUCCAAUCCCGGCACUCCGCUCCAAUCCUCCGCUCUCACGACGGCGCUGUGCAACGGAUCCCCCCGAUCCAGCUCGCCCCAAAUCUAUCACACGGCUCGUGUUUUCAGGAAACCCUCCAGAUACUCGGUCGAGAUCAAGGAGCCCGGAACUCACAUGGUACGCCUCCAUUUCGACCCUUUCGUUUCCUCCAAUUUCGAUCUGAGAGAGGCCCGAUUCCACGUCCUGGUUGGCAAUUACGUUGCCCUGAGCAACUUCACUGUAUCAGACACUCUGGUGAAGGAGUAUUUGGUCUGGGUUAGUCGGAACAAGCUUGUUAUCACGAUUGUUCCAACCCUGAAGGGUAAAUUAGGGUUCGUGAAUGCAAUUGAGGUACUUUCUGCACCCAAGGAUCUGAUUCCGGACACGGCUACCCUCGUGAGGGAUGGCGAGACUCGGAAAUUCGAGAGUUUGAGCAAGCAAGGGCUGGAAACUGUGCACAGGGUUAAUGUUGGAGGUCCAAAAGUGACCCCAUUUAAUGAUUCAGUGUGGAGAACAUGGAUUCCUGAUGAUGGGUUCUUCAAAUCAAGUGACCUUUCAAGCAAGGUUCAUUUCAGUGGGCGGAUUAACUACCAGGUUGGAGGUGCUAGCCGGGAAGUUUGUCCCGAUUUCGUCUACAACUCUGCUAGAGUGAUAGCUAGCAAGAGUAGUUCAAUUCCUGAGGCAAAUAUGACUUGGGUGUUUCAAGUGACAGGAGGUCAUAGGUAUCUUGUGAGGCUGCAUUUCUGUGAUAUCGCUAGCCUGUCUCUUGGUUCGCUCUACUUUAAUGUCUACAUCAAUGAGCAAUUGGCUUCCAAGGAUGUUGACCUCUCCUCGAUUGCAUAUGAGCUGGCCUCUCCAUAUUAUGCUGAUUUUGUGGUUGAAAGUGAUAACCUGGGAGCUAUAAGUGUGGUUAUAGGGCGUUCUAACUUGAGCAUGGCUUACGCUGUGGAUGGCAUUCUGAAUGGCGUUGAGAUCAUGAAGAUGAACAACUCAAUGGCUAGUUUUGAUGGAAAGAUGUGCAGAGGUAUGGCCUUGAAGAACUGGCCUAGAGGGAAUUCUGGUGGCCUGAUCACUUUGGUUGUUGUGUUAUGCCUCCUGCUUCUUAGUGUUUCUAUGCUGAUGAGGAGGAAGAUAGUGCGAGUGAAGGACUCGUUUUCAUGGACUAAACUGCCUACUGAAGUCUCAGAGGUGAAUCUGAAGGUUGGAAUCCAGUCCUCGCUUGGUGGUAAGUUCUGAUUUCCUUUAAUGAGCAAACCUAGUUCUCAUGUAUGCGGCAGAUUUAGCUCGUAAUGGUUUGGGCCAAUCUGUUCUUUUUUCCCCCCUUGCUUCUCAAUAUAGUAUAGAAGAGAGGAUGCUGAAAUCUAUUUAUAGAAGCCAUCGCAUUGUGUGAGUCAUAUGUAAACGUCUAAUAUGUAAGUAGCUUACUUGCGAAAUACAUUACCUGUCAGUUGUGUGAAUCGUUAUGUAAACGUGUAAUAUGUAAGUAACUUGUACUUGUUGAGAAAUUCUGAGUCGUUUUCCUUUCCGGCUACUCUUUUGUGACUGCAAUUGCUGCGAUCACUUGGCUCCCUGUUUGUUGAUUAAUAGUGCUAGUAGUGUGGUGGAACUGGCAGGGGCGGAUACAUGGAGGUUCGGGACACCCCUAAAAUUUGGAAAAACGAUUAUCCAACUUUCGAUAGUAGUUUGUGUAUGGGUAAAAAAAAAUUAGCGUUACUUUGACACCCUUAAAAUAUGGAAAAUGAUUAUUCAACCUCCUAUAGUAUUCUGCAUAUGAGUACAAAUAAUAUUUAAGUGAUAGUGUCUAUGUGAUUUGAACUUGGAAACACUGCUACUAUUAGUAAAUAUAGUUUCAAUUAGACUACAACUCAUUUGGAGUUAUGUUUUAGAUCAAAAUACAAUAGUAAAAGGCUAUUCUUAUCCCCAAUUUUUUUUCAAAACCUAACGAUUAAACCCAAUUACGGGCUACCCUUGUCUAGUAGGAUAUGUCACGAGAGAUUUGUUGAGCAGUGUAUACACCGAAUGUAUUUUAUCAUUCUUUCACAAUACAGAACAUGUUUGAACUUUUAUUCUAACUUUUACUAGUUGAAUAUUUUCAUAUUUAAUAAUUAUUUGAUUUAAUUUUAAAUUAUAAUGACUGUUUUUAAGAGGAUACCCCUAUUUAAAAUUUCUGAAUCCGCCACUGGGAACUGGUGCUGGGCCUCGUUUUCACCGUGGCUUUCAUGGACGGAGCUUCUUAUAAUUUGAGGCCAACAUUUUCGAGCAUCAGCCACGAGAGCUUUGUCUCUGUUGCUUACGGCUUGUUCCGGAGUUUGUUCCAAGUAUCAGGGUUUGGCUUCUAUGUUAAUGCAUUUCUUUAUAGUAGUUAAAUUAAAAAGGUUUAAUUUAGCUGGUAUUGUUUCUUCUGUAGUGGUAUAACAACAAAAUUUCAUUUCGUGGAAAAUGUUAAAAACUAGAGAAACAAUACUCACGUGCUGAACAAAGCUGGGGAGAACAAUGCCCUAUAUCAAAGAUGAAAGAAAGCUGAAAAGAGCCUUCCUUCCUCCUACUGGGAGACCUAAGUGUGGAGGGGAGGCAAUUAGGGGUGGACAUCGGUUCGGUUUUGAUUUAACCGAAUAUAUCUCAUAUCUUUGACUGAUUUCGAACAUAAUAAUAUUUCCAAAAUCACAUAUGGUUGUCGUCGCUGCUUGGAGGAGGGGAUGGAGUAAUCAAGCCAAGUAGAAGUUUUGCUUCUUGGCGACGACGAGUAUUAGAUAUGGCCAUCUCAGUACCAAAGGGCAUGAGUGUUAGAUCUGGCGGUUGCGAUGGAUACUAGAAAUCGCAACCGCCAGUUUGAAGAGAGGAUGGGCGAUGGUUAAACUGGUUGGCUGCUGCUUGGGGAGAGGAGUUUCGAGAUGCGACUCGAUCAUUCGAAAGACCAACAACACAGAGAGGCAAGGAGAGAUGACAUGUAGAAUGUGGAGAGGUGAGAUAGAGCUUAUGGAUUUCAUUUGAGGCUAGUGGGUGGGGUGAGUCUUUAGUGGUUAGGUCUGGGCUUGCAGGAUGGGUCAUGACCCAUGGAGCUUGGGGACGUUGGGCCUUGGAGUGGGUAGUUUGAUGGCUCGUUUGAAUAUCCAUUGGUCUGGCUGGAAGCCUUCAAAAUCAAAUUGCAUUCGUCAUGUUAUAAUUUGUUUCUUAUUUUGUAAUGAAAAAUGAAUAUAUUC
Molecule: messenger RNA, 3583 nt
Organism: Linum trigynum
Lineage: Eukaryota; Viridiplantae; Streptophyta; Magnoliopsida; Malpighiales; Linaceae
Source: the annotation of a GenBank genome assembly